AUGGCCGGCGUUGACGCCGACUUAUCACGAGGAUCUAGUUGCGUAGGCCUGAUAGACAGCCAGCAUGUUUCACAGAGUUUGCGCUUCUGUAAAGUCGCUGCGGAAGACUUGGAAGCACUUUGCAAGGACUUAUUGCAACACGUUGGCUCAUCCAGCGGACUGCGUAUGUCCUACAAAGCCGCAAAAUUGGCGAUACGCGAAAGGAAGAUUGAGAAGCACGUUUCAAAGCUCCAUAACGUGGUUCGGGUACUUAUGUUAUCCCAGCAGUGUUAUACCAGGCUCAACCGAAUUUCAUAG
Messenger RNA from Penicillium bovifimosum, 297 nucleotides. RefSeq lists its product as uncharacterized. NCBI's taxonomy places the organism in Eukaryota, Fungi, Ascomycota, Eurotiomycetes, Eurotiales, Aspergillaceae. The record is from RefSeq and is a predicted model, not a curated record. The transcript is spliced from 2 exons. Bases 1 to 297 code for a protein of 98 amino acids.